Messenger RNA from Diospyros lotus (date-plum), 999 nucleotides. RefSeq names its product galactinol synthase 2-like. Gene Ontology annotation, molecular function: glycosyltransferase activity. The record is from RefSeq and is a predicted model, not a curated record. Lineage: Eukaryota; Viridiplantae; Streptophyta; Magnoliopsida; Ericales; Ebenaceae.
AUGGCUCCUCCAGAGGAAAUUAGUGCCGCCGCCAGCACCACCACCACAGGCCAUCUGAGUCGUAAGGCGAAUGGGAGCCGGGGUUACGUGACAUUCCUGGCAGGGGACGGUGACUAUGUGAUCGGACUGGUCAAGGGGUUGAGGAAAGUGAAGUCUGCUUACCCCCUUGUGGUAGCUGUGCUGCCUGACGUCCCGGAGGAGCACCGCCGCAUGCUGCUUGCUCAAGGUUGCAUUGUCCGCCAGAUUCAGGCACUGGACGCCCUCCACUGCUUGCAGCCUGCCCGCUUCGCCCGCCCUUAUUACAUCAUUAACUAUUCCAAACUUCGCAUCUGGGAGUUUGUGGAGUACGAUAAGAUGAUAUACUUGGACGGAGACACUCAAGUGUUUGAGAACAUCGACCAUCUGUUCGAGCUGCCAGACGGCUACUUCUACGCGGUGGUGGACUGCGUGUGCGCGACGUGGGAGCGACCCUGCUCCGAGAGGCUGCCUUGGCCCGCCGCAGAGUUGGGACCGGAGCCACCCUUCUACUUCAACGCUGGCAUCUUCAUGUUCGAGCCCAGCCACCGCACCUACGCCAGCCUCCUCACCACUCUCAACGUAACCCCUGUCACUGCCUUCGCUGAACAGGACUUUCUCAAUAUGUUCUUCAAGGACAUGUACAGGCCUCUCCAUCCGUCUUACAACCUCCUUCCUUCCAUGCUGUGGCGCCACCCGCAAAGCGUCCAGCUUCACACUGUCAAAGUCGUUCACUAUUGCGUUGAGGGGUCCAAACCGUGGAGGCAUACCGGGAAAGAAGACAACAUGGACAGGGAAGACAUCAAGAUGCUGGUCAAGAAGUGGUGGGACAUUUACGAGGACGACUCCUUGGAUUUCAAGCCCGACACCGACGUCUUACCGGCGCCCAAUAAAGCUGGUGGCAAGCUGUUGGCUCUGUUGUCGGAGACGGGCGGCACCGCUGUCGACGUCCAGUGCCUGCUAGAAGCCCCAUCAGCUGCUUGA